Molecule: messenger RNA, 1431 nt
Organism: Esox lucius (northern pike)
Lineage: Eukaryota; Metazoa; Chordata; Actinopteri; Esociformes; Esocidae
Gene: churc1
Product: churchill domain containing 1
Exons: 4
Coding region: 119-457 (112 amino acids)
Biological process (GO): fibroblast growth factor receptor signaling pathway; positive regulation of DNA-templated transcription; multicellular organism development
Molecular function (GO): zinc ion binding
Source: RefSeq, a predicted model, not a curated record
CGGAAGUAGCUUUUGUCAGGGAUUGAACGAUUCUGUCCCAGACGUACGAAUCACGGUCUAAAGUUGCAGAUUGGAGCUGUGUUUACUUUGUCUGUUGGCGUUUUGUAAGAGUAGCAAAAUGUGUAAUGGUUGUGUGCAGAAGGAGUACCCUGACAGGGGGAACACGUGUUUGGAGAAUGGCUCCUACCUGAUGAACUACAUUGGCUGUGCAAACUGUCACCAGAGGGACUUCGUGUUGAUCAGUAACAAGGCAACAGAAGAUGACGAUGGGGAAGAGCUCGUCACUUAUGACCAUGUGUGUAAAAACUGUGACCACAUUGUAGCCAGGCAUGAAUACACCUUCUCUGUGGUGGACGAUUAUCAGGAGUACACGAUGCUCUGCAUGCUGUGUGGGAAGGCAGAGGAUUCCAUCAGCGUGCUGCCAGAUGACCCCAGGCAAACCGCCCCUCUCUUCUAGAACACCAGACCGAGUGUUGGCUAAACUUUCUGUUCAUUUCCUGGGUUUUCCUUAACAAUCCCUGUUGGGGUAGGGAAUAUAAAGGAAAUCUGGAGACCCCCAACACUUUUAAUUUUUUUAGGGGGUGGGGGGCAGGGAAUUUAUUUAAAGUAUUUUGCAAUGACACACUGACUGAAUUCACCACAAAUAAAGAACUGCACUCUGGCUGUGUUCGAGGGGAUCAAAACCGCACUGAAUCAUUGUGACUGACCGAUCUAAAGAUUAGAACUGGCCAGUCAGAAGUGACCUGCAGUUGUGAUGACCUCGAACGCUACCAGAUGUAUGGGUCAUGUUCCCCUGCUCAGAUGCUGCGCACAUCAGCCGUACAGUCCUGCGCCACGGCAUCAACUAUGUAAUUCCACUUAAAGAUAAUAUGACACAAUGUGGUUAGCUGAUGCUUGAAAUGAGUUUGAGAUCUGUAAGGUGUCAGCCGGUUCUAAGCUCUGGAACAUGACUAUUUACACAGGGGACUGUAGCGCCUGUUUUACUCAACUCCAAGGCCAGGCUCACUGCCACCAGAGAUUCAUCUGGGCCUAUCAGAAGACGAGGAAGAGCCAUUACCAAUGAACUGCGGGUCUAGAAUACGUAGAGUAAAAGUUUUGGGGGAGGUUUUGGGGUUGUUUCUGAACUCUGCCACGGUCUCGAUAAACAUCUGGAAAGUCAUCAGGACUUUUCAGAUGAACAUGGAAGAUGCUUUUGGGGCUGUUCAGUUCCUCUUGUGGAGGUUCUUUUGUUUGUACCUGGUAGUUAUUUGCUCUCUACGGGUGUUUAAUAUCUUAAUAGGUUCCUGAGUAGGAGAGGUUGAAAACGAAAUGUAUUUUGGCAGUCCAGGACUGACCAGCCCUGAAUUUCAUGUUUACAGAUAUGUCUGUUAUAAGUAUUCUUUUAUAUAUAAAUAAAUAGUAAAAGUUGUAGAAUUAAAAGUGUAUAUUUCA